GCCUCUGUCCGUUGUCUCCGGGUCUGUCCCAGGAACGCGUCGGCUCUGGAGUGGAUGGUUGUCGGCCUGGUCCGGUCCCGGGGUGACUGCUGCGGGAGGACCGCAGUGAGGACGGGAUGUCCUGGAAUCAGGCUAUGGACUCUGUAUCAUUUGAGGAUGUAGCUGUGGACUUCACCUGGGAUGAAUGGCAGGUACUUGACACUGUGCAGAAGACCCUCUACAGGGAUGUGAUGCUGGAGAACUACAGCAGCCUGCUGUUCUUGGGGCACUGCAUGACCAAACCUGCGUUGAUCUUCAACCUGGAGCAUGGAUUUGGUCCGGGGAGUGUAGACAAAGCCUCCAUCCAGAGCCUCCCAGGGAACUUAAAGAGUGCAGAGCUCCGGUACAACAGAGGGGUCCCCAGAAGUGGAAUACCAUUGAGCAUCUAUGUACAUAUAGUGACUCCCACGAUGGAAAUCAUGUUUCAAAGUGAGAAGAGACAUUUGUUGCAAGUUGGAAUCGAGAACAGCAAGACUUCCAAUGAAGAGGUUGUUGAAGUAAGAACAGCUAAUGCAGACCUAAAUGUGCAAGAGAAAAUCCAGCAGAAAAAAUCUUUUGAAGGUAUACUAUGUGUGAAGUCAUUUUACCAGAAGUCACACCACUCUAGGAAUCACACAAAGAGGAAAGAUUUCAGUUAUAAAUCUAUUUUCACAAAAAGACUUCAUAGCGUAGAGAUACCUUGUGAUCAUGAAGAAUGUCGAAAUACUUUUAAGUCAGAACUCACUGUACACCAGACAGCUCAUUCCAGUGAGAAGCCCUAUGGAUGUCGAGAAUGUGGAAAAUCUUUCUACAGCAUGUCUGGGCUCACUAAACAUCAAAGAACUCAUUCAGGUGUGAAGCCCUAUGAAUGUCAACAAUGUGGAAAGGCCUUCUAUGUAAAUUCUGAACUCGCUGUACAUCAACGAACUCAUACAGGUGAGAAGCUCUAUGAAUGUAAACAGUGUGGAAAAUCCUUCUACAGCAAGCCUGGGCUCACUAAGCAUCAAAGAACUCAUACAGGUGUGAAGCCCUAUAAAUGUCAACAGUGUGGAAAAGCCUUCUACAUAAAUUCUGAACUUGCUGUACAUCAAAGAACUCAUACAGGCGAGAAGCCUUAUAAAUGUAAAGAGUGUGGAAAAGCCUUCUACAUAAAUUCUGAACUGACUGUUCAUCAAAGAAUUCAUACAGGUGAGAAGCCCUAUGAAUGUAAACAGUGUGGAAAAGCCUUCUAUAGGAAGUUUUUACUCACCAGACAUCAAAGAACUCAUAAAGGUGAGAAGCCCUAUGGAUGUCGAGAAUGUGGAAAAUCUUUCUACAGCAAGCCUGGGCUCAUUAAGCAUCAAAGAACUCAUACAGGUGUGAGACCCUAUGAAUGUCAACAGUGUGGAAAAGCUUUCUACAUAAAUUCUGAACUCAUUGUACAUCAAAAAACUCAUACAGGUGUGAAGCCCUAUGAAUGUAAACAGUGUGGAAAAGCCUUCUACAUAAAUUCUGAACUCACUGUCCAUCAAAGAAUUCAUACAGGUGAGAAGCCCUAUGAAUGUCAACAAUGUGGAAAAGCCUUCUACAGGAAAUCUCUACUCACUAGACAUCAAAGAACUCAUACAGGUGAGAGGCCCUAUGAAUGUAAACAGUGUGGAAAAUCCUUCUACAGGAAGUCUGCACUCACUAAACAUCAAAGAAUUCAUACAGGUGUGAGGCCCUAUGAAUGUCAACAGUGUGGAAAAGCCUUCUCUGUUAAGUGCCUUCUCACUGUGCAUCAAAGAACUCAUACUGGUGAAAAGCCCUAUGAAUGUCAACAGUGUGGAAAAGCCUUCUCCAUUAAGUGCCUCCUCACUGUGCAUCAAAGAACUCAUACAGGUGAAAAACCCUAUGAAUGUCAACAGUGUGGAAAGACAUUCUCCAUUAAGUGCCUCCUCAUUGUGCAUCAAAGAACUCAUACAGGUGUGAAGCCCUAUGAAUGUCAACUGUGUGGAAGAGCCUUCUACAGAAAUUAUGAACUCACUGUACAUCAAAGAACUCAUACAGGUGAGAAGCCCUAUGAAUGCAAACAGUGUGGAAAAUCCUUUUACACCAACUCUGUGCUCACUCACCAUCAAAGAACUCAUACAGGUGUGAAGCCUCAUAAAUGUCAACAGUGUGGAAAAGCUUUCUACACAAAUUUUGAUCUCACUGUGCAUCAAAGAAUUCAUACAGGUGAGAAACCAUAUCAGUGUACAACAUGUGGGAAAGCUUUCUUCCGUAAUUACCACCUCCAUAGGCAUCAGACUACUCAUGCAAUUCUGAAAUCAAACAAGUCUGACAUUAUAUGAAUACAGCAUGUUGUAAAGCUGUUAAGAGCAACAUUAAUGUAACCUUCCAUCAAUUCAUGUGGAGGAGAAACCCUGUGAAUGUGAACAAUGUGGAAAAACCUUAGCAGCAAGUCUUUGCUCACUAUGCACCAAAUACAGGGGAGAAACCCUAUGAAUGUAAACAGUGUAGAAGAGCCUGCCAAAUGUCUACUCUCAGGGAUUGUCAAACAACCUACACAGCAGAGAAGCCUUAUAAAAUAUGAACCAUAUGGCAGAACAUUGCCCACUAACUGUGCUCUUGCUCUACACAUGUGAAAAUAUAAAUGAGAAGCCCUUUGUACAGAAUUUCUGUUCUCAGGGCACAGGACAGAUCUCAUGCAGAUAGGCAGCCCUAUGAUUAUAAACUGUUGAAAACCUUUCUGUAGCAUUUCUGAGCUAACUGCAAAUCAAAGAGCUCAUACAGGUGUAAAGUCUUCUGAUGUCAAACAAUAUGCAACAGCCUUUGAUCAAGUGCAUGCUCUCAAGAUGCAUCAUAGAGGGAGGAGCCCUAUGAAUAUAAACUGUGGAAAAGCCUUCUGCAAAAUCUCAGAUUAUGCAUCUCAACUAUCAGCUGAAAAAAUUCUUUUUGCAGCAGAUGAUGAUUAAUAGAGAUGCACAAUGAGUCAACAUGCAGAGAAUAAGACUUCGGAGUGCUCAGCCCUAUAUGGGACACCUAUGUCACAUCUUCUUGUCCAAAGGCUCACGGAUCAUUGCAGAAGAGAGGGCAGAAAGAUCGUAAGAGCCAGAGGUGGUAGAUGAACACAAGGAAACUGUUGUGGCCCCCACAAUGCCUUGAAACCACAGUGCUGUGGCAACAUCCAAAUACCUGUGUAACUAAAAACAAAACCCCAGCAUGGAUGUGAGAGGUUGGCAAGAAGCCCCAGCCUUAGCUGAAGAUCUAUUGGGCAUUGAUAGCUGCUGGGAGACGUACAGUUCAUUUUCCUUACUGGCCCAAUGCCUGGUGGAUUGACCAGAUUUCACAGGAUAGGUAUUUACCCAAGAGAAAUUUGGAAACACGUAUUAGAUUUGAUGUCUUUAAGUAAAUAAUAAUAGAAAGAAUGAAGUUGAGAGGCUAGUGAGAUAGGAAUAGAGAGGGAAUAGAGGUUUGAAUAUGAUUGUAUGAAAUUCUUGACCCAAGAAUAUUUUUUUAAAAUCACAUGAAAUUCUCAAAAAAAAUUAGCUGGGAUGGGUGCAUGAAUUCCUUCACUAUAGGCUAGAAUUCAUAUUUUUAGAAUGCUCUCUGGAAGCCCCUGGGGAGAACUAUCACCAAUAGUAUUAUUUUGCAGUGGGCCUAGAUUGUUACCCCAGCUUCAUGCAAUGCAAGAUAUGACCACCAGUUCAGUAGUGUCACACAGUCAAAUAAUUUCUAUUUGAAUUUUAGGUUCAUUAAACAUGCAAUACAUAUUUUGACUGUAAAUCAAGGGAAAUUAAAACUUUGAAGUUAA
Molecule: messenger RNA, 3793 nt
Organism: Nannospalax galili (Upper Galilee mountains blind mole rat)
Lineage: Eukaryota; Metazoa; Chordata; Mammalia; Rodentia; Spalacidae
Product: zinc finger protein 420
Exons: 7
Coding region: 117-2330 (737 amino acids)
Biological process (GO): negative regulation of transcription by RNA polymerase II; regulation of cytokine production; regulation of immune system process
Molecular function (GO): DNA-binding transcription factor activity, RNA polymerase II-specific; RNA polymerase II cis-regulatory region sequence-specific DNA binding
Source: RefSeq, a predicted model, not a curated record